Zingiber officinale is the source of this 474-nucleotide messenger RNA. RefSeq lists its product as uncharacterized. The record is from RefSeq and is a predicted model, not a curated record. Bases 1 to 474 code for a protein of 157 amino acids. Gene Ontology annotation, molecular function: nucleic acid binding. The transcript has a single exon. NCBI's taxonomy places the organism in Eukaryota, Viridiplantae, Streptophyta, Magnoliopsida, Zingiberales, Zingiberaceae.
AUGAUCAUCAAAUUUAUCUGGUAUAACAUUGUGCUAGUUCGGUAUCCCUCGUCAGCUCAUCUCAGACAAUGGGAGGCAGUUCAUUGGACAGAGGCUCAAGGAGGGUAUGAAGGCUAUAACAUUCAGCAAGUCUUCACCUCAGUGGUUUACCUCCAGAGCAACGGCCAGGUGGAAGUCACCAAUCGGGAGAUCCUCAGAGGCUUACGGGCUCAGCUCGACCAAGUAAGAGGUAGCUGGGUCGAUGAACUUCCCAGUGUCCUAUGGGUUCUUCGCACGACAUUAAAAGAAGUGACCGACAUCAUACCAUUCCAACUGGUGUGCGACGGCGAGGUGGUGGUCCCCAUCGAAGUCGGAGUAGAAUCCAACCAGGGGCAACUCUACGACGAGGGGAACGUUGAGCGAAGACUCAUGGAGCUCGAUUUGGUGGAUGAAGCCCGGGAUAAGGCCACCGUCCGGCUCACGGCAUACAGGUAG